AAAAUGGGCAGCCAAUGGCUGCGUGUCUGCCCGGUAUAUAAGCUGAGGGCAAGGACCUUCAGAGUUGGGUGACCUCUAUAUUUUGGCUCUGGUGAACAGGAUCUGAUCCCAAGGACUGUUACUUUUUUUCUUGUCUGGUGUGCAGUGUUAAACACAAUCAUGCCUUUCGGUAACACCCACAACAACUUCAAACUCAACUUUAAAGUUGAGGAGGAGUACCCUGACCUCACAAAGCACAACAACCACAUGGCCAAGGUGCUGACCAAGGACAUGUACGCCAAGCUGAGGGACAAGCAGACCCCCUCCGGCUUCACCCUGGAUGACGUCAUCCAGACCGGUGUAGACAACCCUGGUCACCCCUUCAUCAUGACCGUUGGCUGCGUGGCUGGUGAUGAGGAGUCCUACGAGGUCUUCAAGGAUCUGUUGGACCCCAUCAUCUCAGACCGUCAUAGUGGUUACAAGCCCACAGACAAGCACAAGACCGACCUGAACUUCGAGAACCUGAAGGGAGGUGAUGACCUGGACCCCAACUACGUCCUGUCCAGCCGCGUGCGUACCGGCCGCAGCAUCAAGGGAUACACCCUGCCCCCCCACAACAGCCGUGGCGAGCGCAGAGCAGUGGAGAGACUGUCUGUCGAGGCCCUGGACACCCUGGAUGGUGAGUUCAAGGGAAAGUACUACCCCCUGAAUAAGAUGACCGAUGCCGAGCAGGAGCAGCUGAUCGCCGACCACUUCUUGUUUGAUAAGCCCGUCUCCCCCCUGCUGCUGGGCGCUGGUAUGGCCCGUGACUGGCCCGACGCAAGAGGAAUCUGGCACAACGAUGCCAAAAGCUUCUUGGUCUGGGUGAAUGAGGAGGAUCACCUGCGUGUCAUCUCCAUGGAGAAGGGUGGCAACAUGAAGGAGGUCUUCAGACGCUUCUGCGUUGGUCUGAAAAGGAUUGAGGAGACUUUCAAAAAGCACAACCAUGGCUUCAUGUGGAACGAGCAUCUCGGCUAUGUGCUGACCUGCCCAUCCAACCUGGGAACCGGCCUGCGUGGUGGAGUGCACGUCAAGCUGCCCAAGCUGAGCACACACGCCAAGUUCGAGGAGAUCCUGGGCAGGCUGCGUCUGCAGAAGCGUGGCACAGGUGGCGUGGACACCGCCUCCGUGGGUGGAGUAUUCGACAUCUCCAACGCUGACCGUCUGGGCUCCUCUGAGGUGGAUCAGGUCCAGAUGGUGGUCGAUGGUGUCAAGCUCAUGGUGGAGAUGGAGAAGAAGCUGGAGAAGGGAGAGGCCAUCGACGGCAUGAUCCCCGCCCAGAAGUAAAGAGUUGUUGACGUCGCUAUUCAUCUUUUGUUUUUCUAUCGUCAAGUCAUGUGAAAUCGAGCCAACCAACUACCGCGCAGAGGAAACGGAUGGUCGCUCUAGAGACUCUUGACUGCUGCUCACAUCUUUUUCUUCAGCCUUUUUCUUUUUCUCCUUUUUCUUCCUUUUCUUUCUUCAGACGUUUUUUUCCCACUUCUCUCCUGUUCAGUCAGUAACAUCCGGGGAUCAGUCUCCACUACAGUCAGCUUGCCUGACACAUGUGGCAUCACCUUCAUUUGAACUUUGGCUCUAAAAAGUUACCAUUUCAAUUGUGAUUCAAUAAACCUGGCCCCAUGAACCAAAACGGA
This is a messenger RNA of Oncorhynchus tshawytscha (Chinook salmon), 1652 nucleotides long. RefSeq names its product creatine kinase M-type. The record is from RefSeq and is a predicted model, not a curated record. Gene Ontology annotation, biological process: phosphocreatine biosynthetic process. Lineage: Eukaryota; Metazoa; Chordata; Actinopteri; Salmoniformes; Salmonidae. The coding region runs from base 160 to 1305 and encodes 381 amino acids. Gene Ontology annotation, molecular function: creatine kinase activity. The transcript has 8 exons.